AUGCCGUCCCCUCCACCGCCGUCGCGUCCGGCGCGUCGCCAAUUCAUGACGACCAUGACAGCAGAAAAGGCGGCCUACCAGCAGCGUAACAAGGCGCUGCCCGUGACGCCGACGGCGCCAGCAGAAGCUCGCCCUAUUCACAUGUUUCCCGCCGAACUCACAAAACCUCUCGACGCAGUCGCCGACCCCAUCUUUCUUGAUCCCCUGAUCGCCUUCUACAUUCUCGCUGCUGCCCACGCCGUAGCCGCCUUCUACUUUCCUAUACAAGACUGCGACGAGGUCUACAACUACUACGAGCCCACCCACUACUUGACCGAUGGCUACGGCAAGCAGACCUGGGAGUACUCGCCCGAGUACGCCAUCCGCAGUUGGGGCUAUGUGUCUCUCCAUGCUUUUGUCAUUGGGCUGCGUCGCAUAAUCCCUGUCUGGGGUCUGCCCAAAGUGUGGAAGUUCUACUUCUUGCGCACUGCGCUGGGUGCCAUCUGUGCCGCCUCCGAAGCCAGAUUAUACUCCAAAAUCUCACGCACCCUCAAUCCUAGACUCGGCAUGCUCUUCUUUCUCAUCAUGCUUACAAGUCCUGGCAUGUUCCACGCAUCUGUCUCGUUCUUGCCCUCGUCCUUCUCCAUGUAUACCACUGCACUGGGCAUGGCUGCUUUCAUGGACUGGCGUGGAGGUAUGCGUACUGCCCAAGGAAUGAUGUGCAUGAUUGGAGGUGCCUUCCUCGGCUGGCCUUUUGCAGCUGCCCUCGUCGCCCCCUUUAUGGUCGAGGAGUUCAUGACCGCCUACUUUACCGACAAGCAAGAGUUUAUUGACUUCUGCUACCGUAUCCUUGAUGGUUCCGUCCGCUCCACCAUCGUCCUCGUUCUGCAAUUCUUGUUUGACGCUUUCUUCUAUAGAAGGGUUGCUAUCGUACCCUGGAACAUUGUCUGGUACAACGUGAUUGCUGCUCGUGACGGUAAAGGUCCGGAUAUCUAUGGCACCGAGCCCUGGCAUUUCUACGCACGCAAUCUUUUGCUCAACUUCAAUAUCUGGUUCAUCAUCGCCUUGGCCGCUAUGCCUCUCUACUUCAUCCACACCUUUGUUCUUCGUCAACCUGUUUUCAAGCAGUCGUACCUGCGCGGUGUCUUCUUCCUCACCCCUUUUUACCUCUGGCUGGCCAUCUUCACCCUGCAGCCUCACAAGGAAGAGCGUUUCAUGUAUCCCAUUUACCCUGCCCUGGGCUUUAACGCCGCGUUAGGCUCUCAUAUUCUUCUCACUUGGCUCGGUACUUCGAACCCUCGUUCUCUCAUCGCCAUGAUUCCUGCCAAGUUGAGACUCUUCUUCGCUGCUCUCUGUUUCAUUGCUGCCGUCGACUUCGGAGCUUGGAGAACUCUUGGUAUGAUCACCGCUUACAACGCUCCUUUGAGUGUGUACAAACCUCUGCGCCUUCCUGGUGUCACUCAACCUGGCGAUAACGUUUGUCUGGGCAAAGAAUGGUAUCGGUUCCCUUCUUCCUACCAUCUUCCUAUUGGCGUUAGUGCCAAGUUCGUAAAGAGCGAGUUUAGUGGCCUGCUUCCUGGCGACUUCAGUCAGGCUGGCAAGGGAUUCGGACUGUAUCCAGGCGCAUGGCUCACUCCAAGUGGCAUGAACGACGAGAACAAAGAGGAUCCCAGCAAAUAUCCGUCUCCUCUGGAACCGGAUUACAUCAACCAGACAAACACAUGGGAAAAGCUGUCGUGCAAGCCCUUCCUCGAUGCUUCGCGAACCGGAACCCUCGGUCGCAUUGGAUGGGUCCCUGAUUGGGAGUUCAUUCCGCUCAAGUACCGCCGUCAAUGGGGCGAGUACUGUCUUCUGGGCCGCAAAAAGUCCUCGAGCUAA
Molecule: messenger RNA, 1857 nt
Organism: Aureobasidium uvarum
Lineage: Eukaryota; Fungi; Ascomycota; Dothideomycetes; Dothideales; Saccotheciaceae
Source: the annotation of a GenBank genome assembly